Eupeodes corollae is the source of this 3365-nucleotide messenger RNA. RefSeq names its product mucin-5AC. The transcript has 6 exons. Bases 414 to 3056 code for a protein of 880 amino acids. NCBI's taxonomy places the organism in Eukaryota, Metazoa, Arthropoda, Insecta, Diptera, Syrphidae. The record is from RefSeq and is a predicted model, not a curated record.
CCAUUCCAGUGCUUAAAGUGAAAGGAGUCACAUUAUACCCUUGAGGCUGAUCGUUACGAACGAAUAACAACGGCAACGCAUCCGGACAACGAAUUUAUCCUUUAUUUGUUCGGUGAUUUAAUUAGCUUUAUUUCGAAUCUACAAAUGUGGUUUGGUUUAAACCAUUAACAACAAAUAAAUUUAAAAAUAAAAAUAAAAAAAUCCUUCAGUGGAUAGUUAUAGUUAAACUUGAAUUAACAGUGUUGUGGAUAUAUGUUAAUGUUUUAAUAGUUUCCUUUCAACUAAGAGUUAUCAUCGGAUUGGAAGUUGCUAGCAGUUGGAAGCCGCAUCAGCAGAGUGGAAGCAACCAGUUCUUAUAUAUUAUUUGUAUCCACCACCAAACAAAAGUGAAAGUGUGACGACAUCAAAACAGCAUGCUCCUUUUUAAAUUGUGCUUUUUAGGUUGCGUGAUCUUGCUCUGCAGUGCGGACAGCACAGAUCUUGCAGAAAAAAUAACAGAAGAAGGAGAAAACCAUGAAGCUUCAUCAUUUGAAACAGCACACAAGAUCUCCAACCCUCCCGAUGAAUUUCAAACAUCACAUAAGAUCUCAAAACAUCCAAAGGCAGAACAUCAACUAAUGGAGAACGAUGAUGAGAAUGAUGUAAGCCCUUUGAUGCAAUUGCAACAAACACAAAAUUUACUUUCAACAAAGGAAAGACCAGAGCUCAAUCCGAUAUUAAGUGCCUUGAUUAACGAAGAUGUGAUGAAGAGCAUAGAAGCUAAACGCGCCAUAGAACAGGAACAACUUGAUGAUGUAGCUGCCGAUGAUAAAAACGAAGAUUUAGUAGAUGUAUCAUUAACAACAGAAGUUUUGCCAAUUGUUUUGACAACUUCCAAAAACAAUUUGAUGAAAAAUGCACCAAAUAGUAAUCUUUAUGAUACACAAACUAACUUGUUCGCUGCUGGAUCUGAGAAUCAAAAGUCUCGAAUUCAAAUUAAAAAAGGCCCGAACGGAAUGGAUUAUGAAUACGAAUACGUCUACUACUAUUACGAUGACGACGAGGGUCUUGGAGGUGGUGCUGGAAGCAUAGGAAAGAAGCAGCAAGAAGCUGAAUCAUCUCUUGUGCAAGAAACUAGCAAGCGAGGAGCUCAGCCACUGGAACGGGGCAAGUCUCGUUACACAAAUAUUGAACGUAGCACAACUUCUGCCCCUGAUAAUGCUCUUGUAAGCGGUAAGGCUAAGGGACGUGCUAAUGUGCCAUCAGCAACAAAUAACGAUGUAGAUGGCGGUCGUUUGCCAGCAAUAACUCGCUUCCCAUCGCGUGGAAAUAACAACGACGCCCAACCCACAAUUUCUUUGGAAAAUUUCCAAAAUACUGCCAGCGCUUCAAAUGAAAAGAGCAAGAAGAUAAGUGUAAAGCACCCUAGUCUUGAGUUGGUAGAUAGUGAAACAUUUAACACAGAUGAAAAGCAAACUAAAGGAUCACCAAGGAAUGGAGAUUCUGAAAAAACCACUCCAACUGCAAUAAUGGUUAGUGAAACAGCUGAAGGUGAACCAAAAAGUGAAAAGAGUAACGCUGAUGAAAAUAUGCUGGAAGAAGUCGAACAGACAACACCUUUAAUGGAGAAAGCUGCUCUUGACUUGUAUGCCAUUUUGGCAAAUGAAAAUUUAGAAAUGGACAUGACCACCGAUAUGGAUAGAGAUUCAACUACCAUUUUGCCAACAGAAUCCGACGAAGACGCUAUGACAACAAUUGAAAUUGAGAACGAGACUAUUAUUCCCACAACGCCAACACCAACCCCAAGUACAACAACCACAACUGAACCAACAACAACACCAACAACCACAACAACAACUACCACUACUAGCACCCCUAAAACCACAACACAAGCUGCCUCUUUGUUUGGAGCUGGUCGUCGUGGUGGAUUAGCUACAGCCGGAAGAAACCGAUUCCGUUUGAAAUCAGGAGCUGCUGAUCCAACAACAACGAGUACCACAGAGGCUCCCGCUUCACAAGCUGGAGAAACACAAAGUUCAAGUCCAGGUGGACUUAAGGGAAGAAAUCGCUUCCAACGCCCAUCGUUUGGAAACCGUAAGGCUGCUAUAACGCCAGCACACGCUUCUUCUCCUGAAGCUGUUGAGAAAGAGAUUGUUGCCAAAGAAGCUGACAAACCAGCUGAAUCAUCGCCGCCACUUCGAGGCAGAACCCGCAAUCGCUUUAACCUCCGUGGUCAAAUCACAACGACUACUGCUGCAGCUCCCAGUGCCGAUCAGGAACAGAACGAUGAAAUCAACCAAAUUUCGAGUACCACUGCUCGUUCACUACGUGCUCGCCCAACACUAAACAUUCGUGGUCGAAGUCGCAUUGGAGCUCGCCCUGCGGCUAGUACACAAUCGCCAGUCAUAACAGAGAACGAUGAGACUGCUACUCCUGAUUCUGCGGUUGCAGAAGCUGGCGAAGAAAAACCUUCUUCAGCUUCCUCCCUUCAAAGCAAGCCAUCAAGAUUUAAUCUAAAUCGUGCAGGAGGAUCUGGUGCACCUGGUGCUAACCGUCUUUUACCACGUUCACGUCUUAACACAUUACGUACAACAUCGACAACACCAUCAGCAUCUUUAGAAUCAUCAGACGAAACUAGUCCCGAAAGUAAAGGAGAGGGUGAGAGUGGAAGUGAAGCCAAGAGCGAACCUGAGACAACAAUCUCCACUGGAGGACUAAAUAAAAUCAAAUCACGCCCACGACUGCUAGUUCAACCGAAGACUGAUAACAAACCUAAAACAUCACCCGUGAUUGCUGCCGCUAGAAAACCCAAUCCUUUGUUGGCGCGAAGGAAACUAGCACUAGGAGGAUCAACGACAGAAUCUGUUGCUGCCGCUGAAGAACAGCCUUCGGAAGAAGCGGCUGGCCAAAGUCCAAUCGAAAAAAUUGACUCUGACUCAAACUCGUCAACGACUGAGGACGUCAAGUCCGAAGACAAUACCGAAUUGCCAGAAACGACAACAAAACAAGCACGUGGCUUGGGACUUUUAACACAGAGGAGGCGUCUGCCAAUACGAAAACCAGGAACCCAACUUUAGAUUGUGUUGUUUUCAUGAGUCUUUUAGUUCAUUUUCCCUUCUUUCUACGCCUUCUUAAGCUGCAUUCAUAUUCGAAAUUAAUCGUCAACAUUUUGCCUCUGCUUUUUAUUUCAGUUUAUUUUGUUUUUGUUUAGUCGUCCCUGAUUUCUGAUUAAAAAAAAAAAAACAAAAAUACAUGUAAUAAUUUUUUAAUUUUAUUUUAAAUUUUUUUAUGUUCCAAUUCGAAUAAUUAUCUUAUAAUUCGAUUUUUGUAAGUAAGAAAAUCAAUAAAAUUACUCGUACUUUAAAUCUGUUAGUUAGUUAUAUAAA